This is a messenger RNA of Acomys russatus (golden spiny mouse), 6496 nucleotides long. RefSeq names its product extra spindle pole bodies like 1, separase (gene Espl1). The transcript has 30 exons. The record is from RefSeq and is a predicted model, not a curated record. Gene Ontology annotation, cellular component: centrosome; cytoplasm; mitotic spindle. Gene Ontology annotation, biological process: meiotic chromosome separation; proteolysis. Gene Ontology annotation, molecular function: cysteine-type endopeptidase activity. Lineage: Eukaryota; Metazoa; Chordata; Mammalia; Rodentia; Muridae. The coding region runs from base 2 to 6355 and encodes 2117 amino acids.
CAUGAGGAACUUCAAAGGCGUCAACUUCGCGACCCUGCUGUGCAGCAAGAAGCAGGCCGAGGAGUUGCGGCAUGACUUGAAGGAGUUCCUGUCCAAAUCUGACUUUCCCGGUAACCGUCCCGACGCCGAGAGAAGACAAGUCUGUGAUGCCGUUCUGAGGGCUUGCAACCAGCAGUUGACUGCCAAGCUUGAUUGCCCUGCGCACCUGAAGAGCCUUGUGGACCUGGCAGAGCUGGCCUGUGAUGGCUAUUUGCUGUCCACCCCGCAGCGCCCUCCCCUCUAUCUGGAGCGCAUCCUUUUCAUCUUACUCCGCAACGGCCUGGCUCAGGGGAGCCCAGGCGCCGCCGCGCUGCGCCUUGCCGAGCCUCUGCAUGCCUGCCUGCUGCAGAACUCCCCAGAGGCCGCCCCUCAGGACUAUGCACUCGUGACCCGGGGCAGCUUCUCCCUGCUCUGGAAGGGAGCCGAAGCCGAGGCAGGGCCGCACGCUGCCUUCUCGGCUCGGCUGAGGGCCUUGAGUUUCUUAGUGCUGCUGGAGGAUGACAGCGCCCCUUGCGAGGUCCCUCACUUUGCUUCUCCCACAGCCUGUCGGGUAGUAGCUGCCUAUCAGAUGUUCGAAGCCAGCAGAUGCGGCCUGGACGACGCCGACGCCGACUUCCUCUAUGACUCGCUUUCUAGGCACGUGAUCCAAGUCUUAGUAGGCGAGGCUGGUGGCUCUCCCGGUGCUCUUUCUCCUCAGAGGGCCCUCUGCCUCUUGGAGCUCACCCUGGAGCACUGCCGCCGACUCUGCUGGAGCCACCACUACCACAAGGCUGCCUGCACAGCGGAGGAGGCCCGUGGUCACCUUAGGGACAGCAGUGUGGCUCCCGGCCUCCAGUUAUGUCAGGUGGGGAUCGAGCUGCUGGAAGCUGCGGAGCGAAGACCAGGGGCAGUGGCCCAGCUUCUGAUGGAGGCGUCGGCUGUCCUGGACAGCAGCAUGGAGGCGCCGGCGCCGCCGCUGCGUGCUCUGUAUGACAGCUGCCAGUUCUUCCUCUCGGGCCUGGACAGGGGCAGCAAGAAGCAGUACGGGCUUGAGGGCGUGCUGAACCUGUCUGCCUUUCUUGGGGAAUACUGCCCCCUCGUCCGGCAGCUGCGAGAUGUCUCUGAAUCUUCCUCCAAGCAGCAGCAGCAUUUGGUUCAGAUGCACUUCCAGGCCCUCCACCUCUUCACUGGGAUGGUUUAUGACUUUGCCCAAGGCUGCCAGGUAACUGAGCUGGCCCGGGCAGCGGACAGUUGCAGAUCUGCUGUUGUGUGGAUGCUGGAGUCCUUAGAGGGCCUGUCAGGCGGAGAGCUGGCUGACUGCCUGGGCAUGACUGCCUCUUACGCCAGCAACUUGGCCUACAGCUUUUUCAGCCACAAGCUCUACAAUGAGGCUUGUGCCAUCUCGGAGCUAGUCUGUCAGCAUCUGGGCUUGGCAGAGUCAAGUGCUUGUGCUGAGGUGCCUCCUGAGAAGCUACAUAGGUGUUUCCGGCUGCAUGUGGAGAGUUUGAGGAAACUGGGCAAACAGGCCGAGGGCUGCGCGAUGGUGACCUUGUGGCUGGCAGCUCUGCGACCCCACAGCCCCGAACACAUGGUGGAGCCAGUCACUUUCUGGGUUCGGGUCAAAAUGGAUGCAGCCAGAGCAGGGAACAAGGAGCUACAACUGAAGACCCUGCGUGACAGUCUGAGUGGCUGGGGCCCAGAGACCCAGGUCCUGCUGCUGAGGGAGGAGCUGCAGGCCUACAAGGCCAUACGCGCUGACACCGGGCAGGAGCGCUUCAAUGUCAUCUGCGAUCUGCUGGAGCUCAGCCCUGAAGAGACUGCAGCUGGAGCCUGGGCGCGAGCUGCCCACCUGGUGGAACUGGCUCAGGUUCUCUGUUACCACAGCUUUGCCCAGCAGACGGACUGCUCUGCCUUGGAGGCCGUCCAAGAGGCCCUGCAGCUUCUGGAGUCCGUGAAGCCGGAGGCCUGGGAGCAGGACCGCCUUCGGGACGAUAAAGCGCAGGCCUUGUUAUGGCUCUACAUCUGUACCUUGGAGGCCAAGAUGCAGGAAGGUAUUGAGCGUGACCGGAGAGCCCAGGCCCCCAGUAACUUGGAGGAGUUUGAAGUCAAUGACCUGAGCUAUGAAGACAAAGUGCAGGAGGACCGUUUCCUGUACAGUCGCAUCGCCUUCAACCUGGCUGCCGAUGCAGCUCAGUCCAAAUGCCUGGACCAAGCCCUGGCCCUGUGGAAGGACGUGCUUACAAAGGGCCCAGCCCCGGCCGUGCGGAGUCUCCAGCAGACCGCGGCCUCCCUGCAGAUCCUAGUGGCCCUCUAUCAGUUGGUGGCAAAGCCCCUACAGGCUCUGGAGACCCUGCUGCUCCUUCAGAUUGUGUCUAAGAGGCUACAGGACCACGCAAAGGCAGUCAGCUCUUCCUGCCAGCUGGUCCAGCAACUCCUGAGCCUCGGCUGUCCCAGCUACGCCCAGUUCUACCUGGAAGAGGCAGAAUCAAGCCUGAAGAGUCUGGACCAGACUACUGACGCAUGCCAGCUCCUUUCCCUGACCCGCGCUCUGCUUCGAAGUCAGCUCUGCUGGGCUUGCCAGAAGGUGCCCGAGGGUGUUCCUCUGUUGCUUUCUGUCCUUCGGGAUCCUGCCCUCCAGAAGUCAUCCAAGGCUUGGUACUUGCUGCGUGUCCAGGCCCUGCACACCCUGGCUUUGUACCUGAGCCUCUCAUCCAACGUCCUCCCAAGUGCCCUGCGUGAGGAGCUCUGGGAUCAAGGCUGGCAGACCCCCGAGACAGCGCUCCUCGACGCACACAAGCUUCUCCGCAGCAUCGUCAUCCUUCUGAUGGGCAGCGAUGUGCUCUCUGCUCAGAAAGCAGUGGUGGAGUCAGCCUUUGCGAACUACGGGGAAAAUUUAGUGCAAAAAUGGCAGGUUCUAACACAGGUGCUGAACUGCUCAGAGAAGCUGGUCGGCCGCUAUGGCCGCCUGGGGAACGUGAGCGAAGCCAAGGCUUUUUGCCUGGAGGCUCUGAAACUUACGACCAAGCUGCAGCUACCUCGCCAGUGUGCCCUAUUCCUGGUGCUGAAGGGUGAGCUGGAGCUGGCCCGUGGGGACGCUGACCUCUGUCAGUCGGACUUGCAGCAGGUUCUGUUCCUGCUUGAGUCUUCCACAGAGUUUGAUGCGGUGACCCAGCACCCAGACUCUGUGAAGAAAGUGCAUAUGAAGAAAGGGAAGCACAGGGCUCCUGUGCCCUGUUCCCCACAGCUACCAGAGGAGGAGCCCUUCCUGAGAGGCCCUGCCCUGGAGCUGGUGGCCACUGUGCUCAAGGAGCCGGACCCCGUCCAGCGCUCUGGAAACUCCUCCCCAGUCCUGAAGACCAAGCCACCACCCAAGCCUGGCUUCCUGUCCCACUCCCCGAGCUGUGACUGCUUGCUGUGUGCCAGCCCUGCCCUCUCAGCUGUCUGUCUGCGCUGGGUGCUGGUCACUGCGGGACUGAGGCUGGCCACUGGUCAUAAGGCCCAGGGUCUGGAUCUGCUGCAGGCUGUGCUGAAGGGUUGUCCUGCAGCCACCAAGCGCUUCACACAGAGGCUUGAAGCUCUUCUGAAACACAAGCCACCCUCCUCUUCUGUUCCAAGCCUCUUUGAUGAGAUCACAGCUCAAGUGUACACACACUUGGCACUGGAGUGCCUUAAUCAGACAUCUGAAAAGAGCCUGGAAAAGGUCUUGACUUUGGGGCUGAAGUUUGUGGCGACGCGGCUACAUUUCUUGGAGUUCUGGCGGGCCAGUCUGCUCCUGGUUCAGGCCCUUGCAGAGCUGGCCAGCUUCAGCUGCUGUACUACCCAGCAUUUUGCAAGUACCUGGGGCUGGCAUCCACCCCUGACAAAAAGUCCCACGGUCUUAGAGCCCUCUAAGAUUCAGAGACAAAAAUGCUCUGGACGAAGUCGCAGGCCAAUUGCCUCUGCCCCCCCACACCUGCAAAAUAGUUCUCAGAGCGGUCUGGAAGAGGAAGUGCCGCCUUGUACCCCUAAGCCCCCAGGCCGGGCUAGGCAAGCCGGCCCUCGUGUCCCUUUCACCAUAUUUGAAGAAGCCCACCCUACAAAGAGCAAGGCCGACGUUCCCUUGGCUCCCAGAGUACACAGGAGGGCUCAGACUCGCCUCAAGGUGACCUUCAGUGAUGACAGUGACCUGGAAGACCUUGUCCCAGCUGAACCACAACUUGUAGAGGAACCUAAGAAACGAGGAGCUGCUCCCCGUGGCCGGGGCCAAACUAAGAGGGGCCCGCGCUUGAAGACAGACGCGGCAGUGGCCCCUGGACAUUCCAGUCUCAGUGGGGUCAGUGGGAGGAGUCGGCGGGCCACGAAGGUGGCAUCCAAACCUUGUAAAGGAGAGAGACCCAAGACAUCCGUCUGUACCCGGGCCAGCGCGGGACCCGAGAUCAUGAGAACUAUCCCUGAAGAGAGUCUCGGAGAGGGCAACCAGCUGGAGAUGAGCUUUGAGACUCUCAGGGGUUCCGAUGGCGAAGACUCCGCCUCAGAUGAGAAGGCGUCAGCCGCAGGCCCUGGUCCACGCAUAGGAGAGUGUGAGGUGCUGAGGCGGGACUCCAGCAAGGCAGAGCUACCUGUCCUGUACCCGGACAAGGAGGCUGACAGUGCCCCUAGUCCUUGGCUCCAGCCCCUUUCAGCCCCUGGACCCAUUGACCUUUCCACCCUGGAUUCCAUCUCAGACUCACUGAGUAUUGCCUUCCGUGGUGUCAGCCACUGUCCUCCAAGUGGCCUCUACGCCCACCUCUGCCGCUUCUUGGCUUUGUGCCUGGGGCACCGGGACCCCUAUGCCACCGCAUUCUUUGUUGCCGAGUCUGUCUCCAUCACCUGCCGUCACCAGCUGCUCACCCACCUGCACCGACAGCUCAGCAAGGCCCAGAAGCAGCAAGGAUCACCUACACUAGCAGAGCACCUGCAGAGGCUGGCCCUGAAGGAGAGUCCCGGCAGUGUCCCCCUGGCCCGCAUCCAGCGCCUCUUUGCCUUCAGGACUCCGGGAUCUGGCUACUUCCCCCAGGCGGAGAAGGACAGUUUCCGGGAGCACCUAUCUCUCAUCCCCAGUGGGGUGACUGUCUGUGUGUUGGCCCUGGCCACCCUCCAGCCUGGAACCCUGAGCAACACUCUGCUACUGACCCGACUGGAAAAGGACAACCCCCCAGUUACUGUGAAGAUCCCCACUGCCCAAAAUAAGCUCCCGCUGAGCUCCGUGCUGAAAGAGUUUGAUGCCAUCCAGAAGGACCAGAAAGAAAACAGCAGCUGCACCGAGAAACGAGCGUGGUGGACGGGGAGGCUGGCACUAGAUGAAAGGAUGGAGGAACUCAUCACCUCCCUGGAGGAACAUGUGCUGGGCUGCUGGCGGACACUGCUGCUGCCAUGCAGCGCGGGCCCUGGCCCUGCCCAGGAGGCCUCGCGGCUACAGGGGCUGCUGCAGGAGUGUGGCUGGGAGUACCCUGACUCCACGCUCCUGAAAGUCAUCCUUAGUGCUGCCAGAACUCUUACCAGCCAGGAUGUUGAGGCCUUGGCAUAUGGACUGUGCCCCGCCCAGCCCGAGCGUGCCCGGGCGCUCCUGGGUGAGGCGGUAGGACAAGCACAGAGCCAGGUGGCCCCUCAACACCAGCAUCUGGUUCUAGUGUUAGACAAGGACCUGCAGAAGCUGCCGUGGGAGAGCAUGCCCACCCUGCGGUCCCUGCCCGUCACCCGGCUGCCCUCCGUCCACUUCCUGCUCAGUUACUCUGUCUCCAAGGAGGCCGGGGCCUCAUCAGUGCUGAGCCAAGGUGUGGACCCACGGAAUGCCUUCUACGUGCUAAACCCUCACAGUAACCUGUCAAGCACGGAGGAGAGGUUUCGAGCCAGCUUCAGCAGUGAAGCUGGCUGGAAGGGAGUGGUUGGGGAAGUGCCAAGCCUUGAGCAGGUGCAGGCCGCCCUGACAGAGCGCGAUUUAUACAUCUAUGCAGGGCAUGGCGCUGGUGCCCGCUUCCUGGAUGGGCAGGCGGUCCUGCGGCUGAACUGCCGGGCAGUGGCCCUGCUGUUCGGCUGCAGCAGUGCAGCGCUCGCAGUGCACGGAAACCUGGAGGGGGCCGGGAUUGUGCUCAAGUACAUCAUGGCUGGCUGCCCCUUGUUCCUAGGUAAUCUCUGGGAUGUGACUGACCGUGACAUUGACCGUUACACGGAGGCUUUGCUCCAGGGCUGGCUUGGUGCAGGCCCAGGGGCCCCGCUCCUCUGCUAUGUCAGCCAGGCCCGACAGGCUCCUCGACUGAAGUAUCUCAUCGGCGCUGCACCCGUAGCCUAUGGCCUGCCUGUCUCUCUGCAAACACCCUGAAGCUGUCUUAUCUGUGGUAGAAGCCGAGUGGCUAUCUAUCUCCAAACUUAGUUUUAACUAUUUAGAAUUUUAAAGUGAUUUUUUUCCCCUGGUGUUUUGUAUAAAAUGUUUCCUUUUUAAUGUGACCUUAAUAAAGAGAUU